AACUCGAGCGUUAGCACCAACCAGCUCUGAGCACCAUCAGUCUCCGGAAAGCCUUCUGAAUUAGACAAGGGCUGCCUCUCAGCACAGCUACAAAACACUUUCAACCUGACCAGCUAAAUGGAUAAACCUAGCCCGCAUAGCUUUUAAACUGGGGUCUCACACAGCACAGGCGGCCUGCUUGCUUCAACAGCUGAAAAAUCCUGAGGAUGAACUGCUUUAUCUGGGAAUGGCAAAAGCCAGCACAAUAAGGAAUGCCAGGUGGUGGUGAUUUCUACAGGAGAAACCAAAUAAGAAGAAAGCUGAGAGAGGGGGGCAGACGUUUUUUGGAUGACAAAGGAUGGGUUUCCGUCUAAUCACGCAGCUGAAAGGCAUGAGUGUGUUUCUGGUGCUAUUUCCCACCCUGCUGCUGGUGAUGCUGACGGGGGCUCAGAGAGCUUGCCCGAAGAACUGCAGAUGCGAUGGCAAGAUUGUGUACUGUGAGUCUCACGCCUUUGCAGACAUCCCCGAGAACAUUUCUGGAGGGUCACAAGGUUUAUCCUUAAGGUUCAACAGCAUUCAGAAACUCAAAUCCAAUCAGUUUGCCGGCCUUAACCAGCUUAUAUGGCUUUAUCUUGACCAUAAUUACAUUAGCUCAGUGGAUGAAGAUGCCUUUCAAGGGAUCCGCAGACUGAAAGAAUUAAUUCUAAGCUCCAACAAAAUUACCUAUCUGCACAAUAAAACAUUUCACCCAGUCCCCAAUCUCCGCAACCUGGAUCUUUCCUACAACAAACUUCAGACCUUACAAUCUGAGCAGUUUAAAGGCCUCCGGAAACUCAUCAUUUUGCACUUGCGAUCAAAUUCCCUAAAGACCGUGCCCAUAAGGGUUUUCCAAGACUGCCGGAACCUUGACUUUCUGGAUUUGGGUUACAAUCGCCUCAGAAGCUUAUCCCGAAAUGCAUUUGCUGGUCUUCUGAAGUUGAAGGAGCUCCAUCUGGAGCACAAUCAGUUUUCAAAGAUCAACUUUGCUCAUUUUCCUCGUCUCUUCAACCUGCGAUCCAUUUACCUGCAGUGGAACCGGAUCCGCUCUGUGAGCCAAGGCCUAACAUGGACCUGGAGUUCCUUGCACACCUUGGAUCUAUCAGGGAAUGACAUCCAAGCGAUUGAGCCUGGCACAUUUAAAUGCCUCCCCAAUUUGCAAAAAUUGAAUUUGGAUUCCAACAAGCUCACCAACGUCUCCCAGGAGACCGUGAAUGCAUGGAUAUCCUUAAUAUCCAUCACCUUGUCCGGAAACAUGUGGGAAUGCACUCGGAGCAUCUGUCCUCUGUUCUACUGGCUGAAGAAUUUCAAAGGGAAUAAAGAAAGUACCAUGAUCUGUGCAGGGCCUAAGCACAUCCAGGGUGAGAAGGUCAGUGAUGCUGUGGAGACUUACAACAUCUGCUCUGAGGUCCAGGUGGUCAGCACAGAAAGAUCACACCUGGCACCUCAAACUCCCCAGAAGCCCCCGUUCAUCCCCAACCCUACCAUCUUCAGACCUGAUGCCAUCCCAGCGACCCUGGAGUCAGCAAGUCCAUCCCCGGGCUUUCAGAUUCCAGGCACGGAGAAUGACUACGAGCACGUAUCGUUUCACAAAAUUAUCGCAGGGAGCGUGGCUCUGUUCCUCUCGGUGGCCAUGAUUCUCCUGGUGAUCUAUGUGUCUUGGAAAAGGUACCCAGCCAGCAUGAAACAACUCCAGCAGCACUCGCUUAUGAAGAGGCGGCGGAAAAAGGCCAGGGAGUCAGAGAGACAAAUGAAUUCCCCUUUACAGGAAUACUACGUGGACUACAAGCCGACGAACUCUGAGACCAUGGAUAUAUCGGUUAAUGGAUCUGGUCCCUGCACAUAUACCAUCUCUGGCUCCAGGGAGUGUGAGAUACCCCACCACGUGAAGCCCUUGCCGUAUUACAGCUACGACCAACCAGUGAUUGGGUAUUGCCAGGCCCACCAGCCUCUCCACAUCAACAAGGCCUACGAAGCUGUGUCCAUAGAUCAAGAUGACAGUCCCAGCCUGGAGCUUGGGAGAGACCACAGCUUCAUCGCCACCAUAGCCAGGUCGGCUGCACCUGCCAUUUAUCUGGAGAGAAUAACAAACUAACAGUAAAGCCAACUCCUUAAUAAAGAGCUCAUAGGAGAAGGAAGGCCUUCAUCGCAAAAGAGAUGAGAUGUCCAGCAUUCUCCAACCUCAAGAGUUCUUUGCUCCUGUACAGAAAUUUAGGGCAUAGUGAGAAAAACAAAACAAAACAAACAAACAAACAAACAAACUGCUUAUGAGGUUGGGCAGCUGGCAAACCUACCACCAACCCGGGAGAACAUAGAACUUUCUGUGCUUUAAAAUAUAAAAUAAACACAAGUACUCCCGAAUGUAAAUAGUCAAGAGUGCUACGUUCUUAUAAAAAUAGAUUUCAUCCUAGCUAUCUAUAGGUUUGUUUGUAUAUUUGAUUUUUCUACACUGCAUGGUUCCUGGGAUGGAGAACCACAGGGGGGAGGGGGCCGAUUUGGGGGAAACAAUGCAGUUUUUCUUGUAAGGUGUGCAUAACACUCACAGACCUUGUUUCCAAUGUCUUCAUUUUGUUUUUCCUUUAAAAUCUGGUUUUAUUCUUUUGUUUAUUUUUUUAAUUUACUGGAGGAAUGACUUUCUACUUCUAAAUAUAAGUACUUACUUGGCACCAAAAGAUUUAGGUUUGCAGUGACCUAAAGUGAAAAAAAAAAUGACCACAACAUUGAAUAAACUACUGGACUGGGUUUAAUAAAUCAAAGUGUCCACUCCUUCAGUGCACAUCAUCGAUGGCAUUCGGAGCCCUGGCUUGUUCCUCCAUCGGUAUCCAUCACAAAAGGAAACCUGAUACCCAGACCUGUGAGCACUGGAGUGGAGAAGAACCUGAGAAAUACCCUCAGUGGAGAGAGGGUCUCUACAAACAAUGGACAAGAGUCCAGUGGAUGAAUAAAUCAAGGGUUGAAUUUCUAAACUCAACACGAUGUAUAAUAUUGCUUUUAAAUUUAAUUAUCACUUAGCUUUUGUGUAAUUUUUAUCAAUAAAAGAAAAAUGUUG
Messenger RNA from Microtus ochrogaster (prairie vole), 3064 nucleotides. It is a transcript of the gene Lrrtm4, whose product is annotated as leucine rich repeat transmembrane neuronal 4. Gene Ontology annotation, cellular component: plasma membrane. The record is from RefSeq and is a predicted model, not a curated record. NCBI's taxonomy places the organism in Eukaryota, Metazoa, Chordata, Mammalia, Rodentia, Cricetidae. Gene Ontology annotation, molecular function: protein binding.